ACCAAUUUACAACAGAUUGUGACUCAUAGUAUUGUCGCCAUGGCCACCAUUUUCUCAUCACUUCACAACAGCAGAGCUACAAAGCGAACCCAAGCGAAGUAUUAAGAAUAUUUCACAAAUAACUUAAUAGAGUUCUAUUUACAUACAUACAUAUUCAGACAAGGGUGUUAAGGAAUUUGACAAAAUCUAUCCAUCUUUGCUGCUUACUUUCUUGGGAAAUGGAAUAAACUAUUACACGAUACACAAACGUUUAAAGCAGGCCGAACUAAUUUAUUUUGACGUGCUCGACUGAUGUCCCUGCAUACUGCUAGAUUUGAGAGCUAAAUAUGCAAAUAAAUAGGGAUGAUAUUAUGGCUACAUAACAUCGCCAAUGUUGACGUUCAUAUUUACACAUGCGUACAGCGUCAGAGCUGAAAUAGAAUAAGCAGGAAGUUAAACAUCUCCCGAAUUUAAAAGAGAUCUCAUGUCAUCCUUAAAUUAUUCCGCGUGCAUUGGAAACGGCUCCUUUGGGCUCGUCUUCGCCGCCACUGAUCCAGCCACCAAUUCUUCCAGCGCUGUAAAGGUGCUCUUCCCAGAAUCUGACGCUGAAGGAGGCGAAGUAGAAGAGAAGCAAAUUCGUCGCGAGUGCACCAUCACGGCAAACCUUGACGAGCAUGAGAACGUUGUGAAAAUAAUAAGCGUUACUGAGAAGCAACUUAGUUUAGCUGAAAUGGAGCAACUACUCCCGGAAAAUUUAUUCGAAACGAAAGAACAAACCAAGUUUAGAGCAGGUCUAGUACACAGAUUGAGAAUAGCUACAACCAUACAAGGAUUUUUCAUACAAAUGGAACUUUGCGGCGAGAAUUUGAGAAAGUGGCUGAAAAAACAAAUUACUCAACAAGAUGAUAAUAUUCAUUACCAACAGUUUAUCAUAGUUCGAAAUUUGAUUGCUGGGUUGAAGUAUUUGCACGAUAACAAAAUUAUCCAUCGUGAUGUAAAACCGGAAAACGUGAUGUUCUCAAAAGUCGGUUUCGUAUUUCCGGUAAAAAUCGGGGAUUUUGGCCUAAGUCGAAACCUGCAUUUAGAGGAGAGUCAAAAUAGCAGCUUAACGAGUCGCGCUGGCACCUUUGGUUACAUGGCUCCUGAAUCAUUUACAAAAGAUUAUACUUUUUCGGCUGAUCUUUUUGCGCUGGGAUUGGUAAUCUGGGAGAUUGUUCAGCUCAUCAAAUUCAACGAGAAGAAGCGUCUAUUCGACCGACUUGUAAACGACAGGGAAGAAUCGCUAAUACAAUUGCCACUGGAAACUCAAGGGGUCAAAGAACUGAUUAUUGCCUUAGCAAAACGACAGGUCGGCGAAAGGCUGAAAGAUAUGGAGCAAGUAAGUCAGUUCAUUGUGGUGUGGAAAUUUAACAGUAUUCAGAAUAAUAGUGCAAUCACUCGCAUCGCCAACAAUAAUACAAAUAUUAUUGCAAAAAACGAAGACGAACUUCAUUCCUUUUUGCUAGACGCGAGACCAGGAUCAACAGUGACCCUGAUUGAAAACCGUUACCGUGGUACGUUCCUGGUACAAGGAGAAAACAUCACAAUUAUUGGACAUGGCGAAACCACAAUUAUUGAAGGCUCGGGAUCCUCAAGCUGUAUCGUCGUGAAUGGACUGGGUCACAAGAUCAGCAACCUCAAAAUUCUACAUGGUGGGCAGGAUUAUAAAAGCACAGAAGACGAAGUUAACGACAUUGCCUGUUUGAAAGUGAUGGGUGGUGGGAACUCAUUUUGUAAUGUGACAUUAUCCGGAGGAACUUGGUGUAUUUCCGCAUCCGGUAGCGAUCAUAAAUUCGAGAAGGUCAAAUUGUCCGAUUCGCCGAACGGGAUACAUCUCGGUGGAUCUUGUAAUGUUAUCCGUAACGUGCGGCUUGAAAGAAUUUACGCUUUUGGUAUUUACAUUGCGCCGUGAUCGAACCGUAAUACCAUUUGGAACGUGACCGGAAGCAAUAUGGUGGUUGGAAUUCGAUCUUUCGGCAACUUCAAUAGGUUUUCCAGAAUUAACAUAAGUAACAGCCAAGUCGAAAAGUUGUCGUGUGGAGUGAUGUUAACCAACACUGAGUUCAGUCACGUUGAAAAUCUUACCUGUUCAGGCUUUCUUAGGGAAGGAGAGUACGGUCUAUUUAUUGAUUCAUACAGGUCAACUGCUCUUAAUUGUAAAUGUAGCUCAGUCUGGAUAAACGGGAAUGAUAUUGUCCUUACAGAUGUGGAUGGAGGGAAAGAAAUUUCCAUCAGUAAAAAUUCUCUUGGCGUAAUAUUAAUUAACUGUCGUGGGGAGCUACUCCGAGCAAAUAGCAAGGUGCACCUAAGAAGCUCAGUAUUUGAUAGGGUAAAAAAACCUGUGUUAAAAUAACGCAUAAAAUUAGAUGAAAUAUAUGAGGAAAUAUACGAAACCCACACUUAUCGUUUUAUUAGACAAAUUUAUAAUAAACAAAUGUAUACGUCUGAACGCUAGCGCCCGUGAGAAUAAGUUCUUUUCAACAAUUAUAUGGAUGUUUGGAACAAACUUUAUUUCUUUGUAAAUAAUUAUUAGCAUUAUUCCCACCAACUGAAAAAUGAAACUGUGGGUUUCUGACAGCUUGUGUUUUAAUAAACAUUACCAAAUGCCAUCCGUACGAUCUGACAUUUCUCCUCUUAAUAUGCGGAAUGUUAAAUACUUAUCUAUGUUUAUGCGUUUUCGAAAAACUCAGGUUUAUGUACUUGUGCCUCACCCAAGAAUAAAAUGCAUACG
Messenger RNA from Folsomia candida, 2749 nucleotides. RefSeq names its product serine/threonine-protein kinase pdik1l-A-like. NCBI's taxonomy places the organism in Eukaryota, Metazoa, Arthropoda, Collembola, Entomobryomorpha, Isotomidae. The transcript has 3 exons. Gene Ontology annotation, biological process: protein phosphorylation. The record is from RefSeq and is a predicted model, not a curated record. The coding region runs from base 464 to 1930 and encodes 488 amino acids. Gene Ontology annotation, molecular function: ATP binding; protein kinase activity.